Molecule: messenger RNA, 861 nt
Organism: Colius striatus (speckled mousebird)
Lineage: Eukaryota; Metazoa; Chordata; Aves; Coliiformes; Coliidae
Gene: FAM181A
Product: family with sequence similarity 181 member A
Exons: 1
Coding region: 1-861 (286 amino acids)
Source: RefSeq, a predicted model, not a curated record
AUGGCAUCAGACAGUGAGGUAAAAACCCUACUGAACUUUGUCAACUUGGCCUCCAGUGACAUUAAAGCGGCUCUGGAUAAAUCGGCCCCUUGUCGCCGGUCAGUUGACCACAGAAAAUACUUGCAGAAGCAGCUGAAGCGAUUUUCGCAGAAGUACUCACGGAUCCCCCGGUGCCAGCCCAGCAAGCCUGCCGAGUGUGGCUGGCGCAGGGGAGCAGAGGAACGGGGCCGUGGCCCCCAGCCCGAGGCACCUGACCCUGGCCCCCACGGCAGGGCUGCUGCUGAGAAGGUGCUGCAGGCGGGCGAGGCAGAGGAGACUCUCGCCAGGGAACGCGUUUUGCAGGAGCAAAACCCUGAGGCCUCCAGGCCAGACCAGGUGCCCAUGAGGAAACGACAGCUCCCUGCCUCCUUCUGGGAAGAGCCACGGCCGGUCCAGAGCCUGCCAGCCAGGGUCUUUCCUGAAGGGCUCCCGUCCCCCAGGGACCCUCUUCUCUAUGAGGGGAAGAAAAGCAAACGGAGCCCAGACAUUGCCGGCCCAGAGAGCUCCCCUGAGCCUUCCUCGCAUGCUGGUGAGAAGGACCCUGCUGAGGUCCUCUCAAGCCGGGUGGGCUCCUGGACCUGCUGCCCUUUCCCCUGCCCUGGGCCAGGGGUAUACCAGCCCCCGGGUGCAUUGCCUCCUGCGCCCUUCCCGGGGCUGGGGCUGUGGACGAAGAGUGCAGCUCUGCUGCCAGCAGAGGUGCCGCACUUCUGCAAGGAGGCUGACAGCGUGGGGCAGAAACUCUACAGGCCUGUGGUUUUGAAACCCAUCCCCACCAAGCCCACCAUCCCCUCACCCAUCUUCAACGUUUUUGGCUAUCUUUAG